This is a messenger RNA of Nicotiana tabacum (common tobacco), 683 nucleotides long. Lineage: Eukaryota; Viridiplantae; Streptophyta; Magnoliopsida; Solanales; Solanaceae. The record is from RefSeq and is a predicted model, not a curated record.
AUGGAAAUGAAGAGGAAAGUCAUGGCGAGAGGAGACCGAGAUUGGCUCAGCGAUUUACCCGACCCGAUUCUACUCCACAUUCUCUCUAUGUUGUCGAACAGUAAAGCAGUUGUAAGAACCAGUGUAUUAUCCAGAAAAUGGAGGUUUCUUUGGAUGUCUGUUCCAAUAUCACUCGAUUUCCACUUCCCAAUUGGUGGAAGCGAAAAUGACAAUCUCUUUUACUUGGCUUCCACCCAUAGAGAGCUUAUUAUUGGAGGAAUUGCGAGAAAAUCCAGAAAUUCUGGGUCUGGCGCCUUAGUUGCUAAUGUUGAAAGUUUUGCACUUGGAAUUAUCAAUACAAAUCACCAAAGAUAUGAGUUUCCUCAAUUUGCAUAUAAAAAUAAUUCAUUGAGGGAUUUGGCUUUACGGUACUGCCAACUCAACCCUACUGGUAGUGUUAAUUGGAGUAGUCUCGUUUCUCUUUCACUUGUGUCCUUGCCUUUGACUGAUGGUGUAAUGGAAAAGGUAUUAUCUGGUUGCCCUAACUUGGAGUGCUUGGAACUGGAUAGUGUUUCGGGCAUUCAUCGUUUGGAAAUCAGCUCUGUGAAGCUGAGAGAAUUGAGCAUACAAGAUUACAUAAAUGAGAAUCCUGACCUUUGGCUCGAAAUAUUAGCCCCUUUUAUUCAAAAUUUGCAACUUUUGGG